AUGCCGAAACUAGCUGGAAAGGAAGUCGGUGAGGUGGGCUUCGGCCUUAUGGGUAUGAGAUUUCUACACAGCAUGAAUAGGAGAAUGACAUGGCGGCAGAGCCCACCACCCGCGUCGCAGAGCAUCGAAGCUAUGAAGACCGCGCUCGAGCACGGCUCUAACAACUGGAACGGCGGCGAGUUCUAUGGGACGCCUGAGCGCAACUCGGGACAUUUGCUCAACGAGUACUUCACCAAGUAUCCUGAAGAUGCUGACAAAGUGGUCCUUUCCAUCAAGGGCGGCAUGGUGCCCGGGGAGAUGAGGAUCAGUGGCAGCAAGGAGAACAUACAGCGGAGCAUCAAUGAGACACUGCGCCUGCUGGACGGCAAGAAGUUUCUCGACCUCUUCGAAUGCGCGCGCGUCGAUCUCGAUGUGCCCAUUGAAGACACCGUCAGCUUUAUCGCCGAGUAUGUCAAGGCAGGAAAGCUCGGCGGCAUCAGUCUGAGCGAGGUCAGUGCGCAGAGUAUCCGCAAGGCACAUGCGGUGCAUCCUAUCGCAGCGGUGGAGAUGGAGUUCUCAAUGUACUCAACCGAGAUUCUGGAGAACGGCGUGGCUUCGACGUGCGCAGAGCUUGGGAUUCCCAUCAUCGCGUACUCGCCCAUGGGACGCGGCUUUCUGACUGGAAAGUACAAGAAGUUCGACGACCUCGAGCCCGACUCGAUGCUCCGCCAUUUCCCGCGCUUCCAGCCCGAUGUGUUUGACGAGAACCUCAAGCUAGCCGAUUCAGUCGCCGAGCUGGCGAAGCAAAAGGGCGUCACCUCAGCUCAGAUCGCGAUCGGCUGGGUCUUGUAUCAGAGCGGCAAGCCGGGUAUGCCAACGAUCAUCCCGAUUCCGGGUGCUACGACGUCGGAGAGAGUCAAAGAGAACUCGAAGCCUGCGAAACUGAGCGAGGCGGACUUCAGAGUGCUACAGGAGCUGGUGGAUAAGUUCCCGCCCACAGGAGGCAGGUACCCAGCGAUGAUGGAGAGCUCUUUGACUGUGUAGGUGGGAGGUGCGAUAUCUGUAAAAGUUCCGUGGUCAGCGUGUGCGCCAGUGCGGAAGUAGUUGCAAUCGUGCAAUGUACGAAACAGUCAAAGUCAGAUAAAAUGUAGUGUAUAGGCUAAUCUGCAUGCGGAGUUGCUGUGAGGCAAAACCCUAUGUAUUGCAGAACCAUU
Molecule: messenger RNA, 1193 nt
Organism: Parastagonospora nodorum SN15
Lineage: Eukaryota; Fungi; Ascomycota; Dothideomycetes; Pleosporales; Phaeosphaeriaceae
Exons: 3
Coding region: 1-1023 (340 amino acids)
Cellular component (GO): cytoplasm
Source: RefSeq, a predicted model, not a curated record